Molecule: messenger RNA, 1081 nt
Organism: Andrographis paniculata
Lineage: Eukaryota; Viridiplantae; Streptophyta; Magnoliopsida; Lamiales; Acanthaceae
Exons: 1
Coding region: 101-862 (253 amino acids)
Biological process (GO): vesicle fusion with Golgi apparatus; endoplasmic reticulum to Golgi vesicle-mediated transport
Cellular component (GO): membrane; trans-Golgi network
Source: RefSeq, a predicted model, not a curated record
UUUUCCUCCUAUUUAGAUUCACUGGAAAAGCUCCGAUGAAACGAUUUCUUUCGCACCAAGAAAAAGCUGAAUAAUCGAACGAUCAGAUCUCCUCCGAUCCAUGGCGAAGGAAUUCAAUGUGCCGCCGGUGGUUUUCCCGUCCAGCGGCAACCCCGCAGCCCCAUCUGCUGGUCCACAGCAGCGCCGACUGCCGACGGCGCCGUUCCAACCGCCGAGAUCCUCAAACCCCGGCCUCCCCUUCCUCUCGUUCGACGUGAACUCCGCCGCCGCAUCCACCUCCUUCUCGGCUGCGCCGCAGUUCCCUCCCAACAUCGGCGGAGGCGGUGGGGGAGUCGGGUUUGAUGACGAGCCGCCGCUCCUCGAGGAGCUUGGAAUCAACACCAAGCAAAUCUACCAGAAGACGCUCUCGAUUCUCAAUCCUUUCCGCCUCAAUCACCACCUCCACGAGGACGCGGAUCUCUCCGGGCCGUUCCUGUUCCUGAUGGCGUUCGGAUUGUUCCAGCUCCUCGCCGGUAAAUUGCACUUCGGAAUCAUCCUCGGAUGGGUGACAAUGGCGUCAAUUUUCCUCUAUGUGGUGUUCAACAUGCUCGCCGGAAAAAAUGGGAAUUUAGAUAUGUACAAGUGUCUCAGCCUGAUUGGCUACUGUAUGCUUCCGAUUGUGAUGUUAUCGGCGAUUUCGCUGUUCGUGCCGCAGGGCGGGAUGGUGAUCAUGGUAGUGACAGGGAUAUUUGUGAUCUGGUCGACACGUGUCUGCACUGGAUUGGUGGUGGAGCUAGCGAGCUGUGGCGAUGAACACAGGGGCCUAAUCACGUAUGCUUGCUUCUUGAUUUACAUGCUUUUCUCACUGCUAGUGAUUUUCUAGUGGAGCAAGAGCAACACCAUUACACUAGGUUUGAGUUACAUUUUGAUUUAUAAUAGUUUUUUGAGCUUAGCUUGGAUUUAUUGAACUGUUGUUUUAUUUUUUUUUCUUUUUAUGUUUGUGGGUUUUUACAAUUGUGAGGAUUCUUAGUGGGAUAGAGAUAUGAUCAUAAUUUUGUUGUGGAAUUAAUGUGAUUCAUAAUGGAAUGAGGAAUUUAGUCAA